Eublepharis macularius is the source of this 4085-nucleotide messenger RNA. RefSeq names its product valyl-tRNA synthetase 1 (gene VARS1). The record is from RefSeq and is a predicted model, not a curated record. The transcript is spliced from 31 exons. Gene Ontology annotation, molecular function: valine-tRNA ligase activity; aminoacyl-tRNA deacylase activity; ATP binding. Gene Ontology annotation, cellular component: cytosol. Gene Ontology annotation, biological process: valyl-tRNA aminoacylation. Lineage: Eukaryota; Metazoa; Chordata; Lepidosauria; Squamata; Eublepharidae. Bases 107 to 3922 code for a protein of 1271 amino acids.
AGCAUCUGUGGAGGAGGUGAUUUUUAAAGCUGAUCUUUACUGAUGUCUCCAAAUAUGUUAUGGCACUUGAUAUUUAAACAAAAACAGGUCACUCCGUCUCCUCACCAUGCCCACUGUCUAUCUUUCCCCGCAUCCCGAUAACUUUCAGAAUCUCCGUGUGCUUGUUGCUGCCUGUUAUGGCCGACAGGAGCCCAAGGUGGUUGAACUGCCUCCCGACAGAGAGUUGGGGAGUCCUUCCUUCUCUCUGCCCAAACUCCCAGCUCUGGAAACCCAGGCAGGCGUCUAUGUGUCUGGCCCAGCAGCCGUUUCUUACCUGCUGUCCCCAGAUAACAUGAGAGGGCAAGGCCCAAAUGCAAGUGCUUUGAUACGGCAGUGGAUCAGUUAUGCGGAUUUAGAAAUUGCCCCUGUAGCUUGCACGGCUGCCUUCUCUGUUCUGGGGAUCUCCAAGCAGAGUAAACAGGUGUCGGAUCGUGCUCUGGUGGAACUCCGGAAGCUGCUUGAGGUGCUGGAUAGUCAUUUGAAGUUGCGGACAUACCUGGUUGGGGAGGCCCUGACUUUGGCAGAUGUGACAGUGGCUUGCUCUCUGCUGUUGCCGUAUAAAUACGUCCUAGACCUUGGCCUUCGCACGCACUACACCAACGUCACCCGGUGGUUCCUGACAUGUGUCAAUCAGCCAGAGUUUAAAGCUGUCCUUGGUCCCUUGAAGCUGUGUGGCCAGCCACUGGGUGGGGGGGAUCUGGCACUGGAGCUGAAAGAUCCUGCAUCAUGUCCCAGGGCAGAACUGUUAGAGCAGAGGCCGCUAACAGAGCCGCCACCCAAAAGUGCAUCUCAGCUGAAGAAGGAGGCCAAGAAGAAAGAGAAACUGGAGAAGUUUCAGCAGAAGAAGGAAAAGAGCCAGCAGCAACAGCAAGGGGAGAAGAAGCCAAAAGCUGAAAAGAAGGAGAAGAAGGAUCUUGGAGUGAUAACCUAUGACAUCCCAACCAAUCCUGGGGACAAAAAAGAUGUCACCAGCCCAAUGCCUGACUCCUACAGCCCGCAGUAUGUUGAAGCUGCCUGGUACCAGUGGUGGGAGAGCCAGGGUUUUUUCAAACCAGAGUAUGGGCGUUGCAGCAUCUCUGAGCCAAACCCCAAAGGCCUCUUCAUGAUGUGUAUCCCUCCACCCAACGUCACGGGAUCUCUGCAUCUUGGGCACGCUCUCACCAAUGCCAUCCAAGACUCCCUCACUCGAUGGCACCGGAUGCGAGGGGAGACCACCUUGUGGAACCCUGGCUGUGACCACGCGGGCAUUGCCACUCAGGUGGUGGUGGAGAAGAAGCUUUGGAAGGAGCAGGGCAAGACGCGGCAUGACCUUGGGCGCGAGGCAUUCAUCGAGGCAGUCUGGAGGUGGAAAAAUGAAAAAGGUGAUCGGAUCAACCACCAGCUGAAGAAGCUUGGCGCCUCGAUGGACUGGGAUAGAGCUUGUUUCACUAUGGACCCGAAACUCUCUUAUGCUGUCCAAGAGGCUUUUAUCCGGCUUCACGAGGAAGGGGUUAUCUACCGAAGCAAACGUCUCGUCAAUUGGUCCUGCACCCUCAACUCAGCCAUCUCUGACAUAGAGGUGGAUAAGAAGGAGCUGGCAGGCCGAACGCUCCUGCCCGUCCCCGGCUACAAAGAGAAGGUUGAAUUUGGGGUGCUGGUUUCCUUCGCUUACAAGACUCAGGACUCAGAUGAUGAAGUGGUGGUGGCUACAACCCGUAUUGAGACCAUGCUGGGGGAUACCGCAGUUGCAGUCCAUCCCCAGGAUCCCCGCUAUCGGCAUCUGCACGGCCGGAGUGUCCUUCACCCCUUUACUGGACAGCUCUUGCCUAUUGUUUGUGAUGACUUUGUGGACAUGGAAUUUGGAACUGGUGCAGUGAAGAUCACCCCAGCCCAUGAUCCGAACGACUACGAGGUCGGCUUGCGUCAUGGGCUUGACUUCAUCACCAUCAUCGAUGAGAAUGGCUAUCUUGUCAACGUGCCUCCUCCUUUCUUGGGCAUGAAACGCUUUGAUGCUCGUCGAGCAGUGUUGGAAGCUCUGAAGGAAAAGGGGCAUUUUAGGGAGGUGAAGGACAACCCCAUGGUAGUACCUGUCUGCAGCCGCUCCAAAGAUGUGGUUGAGCCGCUUCUGAAGCCUCAGUGGUAUGUGCGCUGUGACACAAUGGCCCGGGGGGCUGCCGAGGCAGUGCGUCGAGGGGAUUUGCGCAUUGUGCCAGAUUUCCACCUCAAAACCUGGUUUAAUUGGAUGGACAACAUCAGGGAUUGGUGCAUUUCUCGACAGCUGUGGUGGGGACAUCGUAUCCCAGCAUAUUUUGUGACUAUUGAUGAUCCCUCAGUCCCUCCAGGGGAGGAUACCGAUGGCAAGUACUGGGUGAGCGGCAGAAGUGAACAAGAAGCAAAAGAGAAAGCUGCCAAAGCCUUCAAGGUGACCACAGAUAAGAUCUCACUCCGGCAAGAUGAGGAUGUCCUUGACACCUGGUUCUCCUCUGGGCUGUUCCCGUUCUCCAUCUUUGGAUGGCCAAACCCUAGUGAAGAUCUUCAGGUUUUUUACCCUGGCACUCUCCUGGAGACCGGGCAUGAUAUCCUCUUCUUCUGGGUGGCCCGCAUGGUCAUGUUGGGCCUCAAGCUUACUGGGAAGCUGCCCUUCAGAGAAGUUUAUCUUCACGCUGUUGUCAGAGAUGCCCACGGCAGGAAGAUGAGCAAAUCACUGGGAAAUGUCAUAGAUCCAUUGGAUGUGAUAACUGGCAUUACACUGGAGGGAUUGCAUGCUCAACUGCUAGAUAGCAAUUUGGACCCCGCUGAGACAGAGCGAGCAAAACAAGGACAGAAAUCUGAUUACCCCAAUGGGAUUCCAGAAUGUGGCACUGAUGCCCUUCGGUUUGCUCUCUGUGCAUACACCUCUCAAGGCCGGGACAUAAACCUGGAUGUGAACCGGAUCUUGGGCUAUCGCCAUUUCUGCAACAAGCUGUGGAAUGCCACCAAGUUUGCCAUCCGUGGCCUUGGGGACGGAUUCCAACCACAGCCUAGGCCAGAGCCCAGUGGCAUGGAGAGUCUCGUUGACCUGUGGAUCCUGAGUCGCCUGAGCCAUGCUGUGGAGUUAUGUGGUAGUGGGUUCCAGGCCUAUGACUUCCCCGGCAUCACCACAGCAAUAUAUAACUUCUGGCUCUAUGAGCUUUGUGAUGUCUACUUGGAAUGCCUAAAGCCUGUGUUUGCUGGCCCUGAUGAAGCUGCAAUCCAGACAGCCCGGAAUGUUCUCUACACCUGUUUGGAUGCUGGUCUUCGUCUUCUUAGCCCUUUCAUGCCUUUCGUCACAGAGGAACUGUUCCAGCGGCUGCCUCGACGGUCAACUUCCUCCAACCCCCCCAGCAUCUGUGUCACCUCUUACCCCACCACGGAGCAGUACUGCUGGAGGAAUGAGGACUUAGACCACACCGUUGACUUCAUGCUGAGCAUUGUUAGGGCUGUGCGUUCCCUCAGAGCAGAUUAUAACCUCACCAAGACCAAAGCUGACUGUUACUUGCAGUGCCUGGACUCGGAAACAGCAGCGGCUGUUGCUUGCUGCUCUGAAUACAUCCGCACCCUCUCCUCUUCCAAGCAAGUGCUGGUUCUUGAGCCCACACAAGUACCCCCUCCUGGCUGCGCAGUAGCCAUCGCCUCCGACAGAUGCACCGUCCACCUUCUGCUCAAGGGCUUGAUUGAUGCUGAGAAGGAGGUCUCCAAACUGGCAGGCAAAAAAACUGAGCUACAGAAGCAAAUCUUGCGCUUACGGGAGCGCAUGGACAGUCCGGACUACGCCACUAAGGUGCCGCCCAAAAUCCAGGAGGCAGAUGCUGCCAAGUUGAAACAAAGUGAGACUGAAUUGCAGAAGGCAGAAGAAGCCAUCGAAAAUUUCAAGAUGAUGAUCUGAAACUGAAGGAUCUGUGGGAUUCUUAGAACACCCUGAAGUUGAGGAGCGGGGGCACGGUUAGGUUAGGGAACCUUUUAAAGAGAAAACCCAUUUCUUUUGUUGAGGCAUUCUUGAUUUAUUCUAUUUUCUGCAAAAACAUUAAAAUUAUUUUGCUGAGUUAGAA